AUGAACGCAGCAAAAGGCAAAAUUAAAGCAUAUCAAGAUCAGUGGAUUCCGAAUUCAGUAGUUUUGGCGCAUGAUGUCAAAAUCUCUAAUAGAAAAACUCUUAACAACUGUCAAAGUAAACUUACGUGUCACGUAUAUGUGACGUACGGCAUUUUUCCUUUCAAAUUUUUAGAAGGAAGGGUAUUUACUUUUCACCGAUAUGCUAUAGAAAAAGGUCUUUUAAAUAAAGACAAAAGUGGUAAAAUUGACACAAUAGAGAGUGCUUCACCAUCUGUGGAGCACCAGUUUAAAAAUUCCUACAUUCUGGUUGGAUUAUUCGAAUCACACCUAAGCUGUGUUUCCUCCACAAAAAAUGAAGAGACGAUUCAAACGGAAAUUCCUCUUCCAAAAUGCACCCAAAUUAAGAUAUGUUGUCGUUAA
This is a messenger RNA of Echinococcus granulosus, 420 nucleotides long. RefSeq lists its product as hypothetical. The transcript has 4 exons. NCBI's taxonomy places the organism in Eukaryota, Metazoa, Platyhelminthes, Cestoda, Cyclophyllidea, Taeniidae. The record is from RefSeq and is a predicted model, not a curated record. Bases 1 to 420 code for a protein of 139 amino acids.